This is a messenger RNA of Yamadazyma tenuis ATCC 10573, 2139 nucleotides long. Its product is annotated as fatty-acyl coenzyme A oxidase. Gene Ontology annotation, molecular function: FAD binding; fatty acid binding; acyl-CoA oxidase activity. Lineage: Eukaryota; Fungi; Ascomycota; Pichiomycetes; Serinales; Debaryomycetaceae. The record is from RefSeq and is a predicted model, not a curated record. Gene Ontology annotation, biological process: lipid homeostasis; fatty acid beta-oxidation using acyl-CoA oxidase. Gene Ontology annotation, cellular component: peroxisome.
AUGACCGUCACCAAAGUGGUCAACUCCAGCGCUCCUCCGGCGCCCAAAAACUUUAUUCAGGCUGAGCGAGACGCAGCCGUUUUCAACCCUGAAGUCAUGAACUACUUUCUCGAAGGAUCGCAAGAACGGUCUCAAGAAACAAAAGCCAUGAUUCAGCAGAUGGAAAGAGACCCGAUCUUGGCAGCCCGUUCCAGUGACUAUGACAUGACCAAGGCUGAGGCCAGAGAAAACACGAUUGCCAAAAUCAACCGGUUGCUGAGAUACAUUGAAAGUGAGACAUUUGAUGAAUUUGAAAGAAGAAUGUCAUUAAUCUCGGUAUUUGACCCCCAAUUACACACCCGGGUGGGGGUGCAUCUCGGAUUGUUCAUUGGAUGCAUCCGAGGUAACGGAACCUUUGCCCAGAUGAACUACUGGGUGUUGGAGAAGGAAAGCGCGUUUAUCAAGAACAUCUACGGGUGUUUUGCCAUGACCGAAUUGGCACACGGGUCCAACGUGGCGGGAUUGGAAACCACCGCCACCUACGACGAGGACAACGACCAGUUCAUCAUCAACACGCCUCACGUCGGUGCUACCAAGUGGUGGAUCGGAGGUGCAGCCCACUCGGCCACACACUCUUCUGUAUACGCCAGAUUAAUUGUCAAGGGCAAGGACUAUGGUGUCAAGACGUUUGUGGUGCCCUUGAGAGACUCCAACCACGAGUUGAUGCCCGGGGUGACAGUGGGGGACAUCGGGUCCAAGAUGGGCAGAGAAGGAAUUGACAAUGGGUGGAUCCAGUUUUCCAACGUCAAGAUCCCCCGGUUCUUCAUGUUACAGAAAUAUGCCAAGGUGGAUUCCAACGGGAACGUGGAGCAGGCAGCUCUCAACCAGUUGUCGUACUCGGCGUUGUUGGGUGGCCGGGUGGUGAUGGUUAAGGAUGCGUUCAGAUGGUCAUCGCGGGUCAUCACCAUUGCUACUCGGUAUGGAGUGGGUAGAAGACAGUUUCAAGCGGCCAAGGCCAAGGAACUGGACCCGGAGAGUCAGCUCUUGGACUACCCAUUGCACCAACGGCGGUUGAUUCCGAUUUUGGCCAUGUGUUAUGCCUUCUCCAAUGGAGCCAACGUGUUGGCCGACUACGCCAAAGAGGCCAACGAGAUCUUGGACCUGGCGGUGGCCAACGACGACAAGGCCGGUAUCGACCGCGGAGUCGCCUUGGCCAAGUCGUUGUUUGUGGCCAGUGGCUCGUUAAAGUCCACAUGUACCUGGUUGACCUUGAACAACAUUGAUCAGUGUAGACAGGCGUGUGGGGGGCAUGGCUACUCUGCCUAUUCGGGCUUUGGAAAGGCCUACAACGACUUUGCCGUGCAGUGUACCUGGGAAGGUGAUAACAAUAUCUUGGGAAUGUCUGUGGGUAAGCAAUUGGUGAAGAAUAUCAAAUCAGUGUUGGAAGGUGGUGAAAAGCCUGAGGGAAUCUUGGAGUUCUUGAACAAUGCUCCCAAGUACAUCAACAACAAGGAUGCCAUUUUGGACUCCGAUGCGUUGUCAGACACCAGUAAGCUUUUGCAGGCGAUUCAGGUGGUGUUGAUCCGUGGGUCUUAUCAAUGUUUGAAGGCAUUGGAGGCCAAUGGUGAAGAUUGGGAUUAUAUUGGGGCUGACUUGGUGACGUUGUCCAAGUUGUUGGCCCACUUUUUCUUGUUGAAGGCAUUUUUGGACAAGAUUGACUCCAUGAGCUCGCCUGACGAAAAGGUGUUGGUGGAGAUUUUGGAUAAGUUGGCACAAUUAUACUCGGCCACCAUUGUAUUGGAGGCAUUUUCCGGGUUCUUUUUGUCUUACUCGGUGAUUCUGGCCGAUGCCAUGACCACCUUAACCACCGGUAGAAUCCAGGAGUUGUGUAGCCAGAUCCGGCCACACGUGAUCCCCUUGACGGACGCGUUCCAGUUGUCAGACAUGAUGAUCAACUCGUCCUUGGGAGGUUAUGACGGGAACUUUUACGAGGAGUACUUUAAGAUUGUCAAGGACAACAAUCCGGCACCGGGAAGCUUCCAUGCUCCAUACACGGCCUCGAUUAAGGCGAUGUUGCAGAGACCUAGUUAUGAUGAUCGGACGAGACAGGAGUUUACUGAUGAGACAGCGGAGCUGUUGGACCCGGAAGAGGAUGAUUAG